This is a messenger RNA of Didymodactylos carnosus, 1740 nucleotides long. NCBI's taxonomy places the organism in Eukaryota, Metazoa, Rotifera, Eurotatoria, Philodinida, Philodinidae. The record is from the annotation of a GenBank genome assembly.
AUGGCAGCUGUUGCUGCCAUUGCACCGGUAAUAUCUUCCUUUGUUUAUGAAAACUUAAUCUUUCAAAUUCAAGCGAUUCAAAAUCAAGUGGCAAAAAUCGAAAAUGUACUUCAAAGUCGAAUGGCAAAUGAAAAGAAAACGCGAGAUCAAUUGAAAUUCCUUUCAUUAACGUUUAUUGAUCCAUAUGGUAAUCCAAUAAUCAAUGAAUACAUGGAUCAUAAAUUGAUCAAUAAUAUAAUAAGAAAAUAUAAGAAGGAUUACGUACCAAGAUAUCUGCAACAGUGGACGGAAAUUGGUACUAUGGAGCAGAAUAUUAUCUCGCCAAUAGCCGAUUGCAAGCUACGAUCGACUGUAUCUUGCUAUGUAAGUAGUAGCCGAUUUAUUGCAUAUGGUAAAUUAACUGUAUGGCUUGGAAGUUAUGAGAGUUCCACUCUUGGAAAACUUGUACUAAAUGUUCUAUUAAUGGAUAAUUUGGAGAAAAUCAAAAUGCAAAUAGCCAUACAUGAACAAUUUGCUAGUAUGGAAUUCAGAUCAUGUACAUUAAAUGAACGUCUGAAACCGAACGAAAAAGAUUGGGCUGAAGGUACAGUGCUAAAUUCGGAAGAUACAAUUAUGUCAUGCCGGUUGUAUCAAGAUAAUUGUGUCUUAAUGGCAAAAGUCAGUAAAGAAAAGGUAAUUAUUGCUCAUACAUUUCCUCUAAUCUCACAUAAUUUUGUUUUCUCCUUGAAGACUAGGGUCACAGAUUCCGGUACUGAUUUUCAAAUAUUUAUUAAAACUUUAACUGGACGGACUCUUGGUUUAACUGUGAAUUCUACCAUGAAUAUAGGUACCCUGAAACAAUUAAUAGAAGACAAGGAAGGUAUUCCUGUAGAUCAACAACAUCUUAUAUGUGCUGGCAAACAGCUAGAAGAUCACAGAACUUUUAGUGACUACAAUAUACAAAAGGAAUCUACGUUGCAUAUCAUAAAGCGUUUGAAAGGCGGAAUGUACCAUUUUACUAGUGGUCGACAAGAUUUUCGAAAUCUUGCUUAUCAUGAUGCCGAAGCAGUUAAAGAUGUCCUUGCACUCAAGCUUGAAGACAUGGAUAAUGCCGAUCACUUAUCAUCAGCUGAAUUACAACAAUCUAUUCUACAAGCACAUACUGUUCUGUUAACUUUAUAUCGUAGCACUACAAAUAUCUAUACGCCAAAUAAUCUUCCAAACCUAAAAACCAUCAUUUUGCCAAUUGAUGAUGAUGAUAAUGACAACGAUGACAUUGAAGAUGAUGAUGUGUUAAACGAGCAAUCACAAUCAUCUUCCCCGGAGCAACUGAGAGUAUAUCGCUUAUUAGAGCGUAAUGUACUCAAAGAUUUGCUCAUUAAAGAAGAACAAAUGAGACUCAAUGCAGAAACUCAACAUUUAUUGGCUAGUAUCGAAGAUCGAAAAGACAUUGAUUGGAUGGAUAUGAUAUCCGAUCUACAAACGAAACUAAUUACUGAAGCGAUCGGUGACAAUGCUACACAAGAUGAAGUCCAGCAUGGUUUGAGAAUCAUACGUUGUGCUCAUCAGUUAUAUGCCGAUGAUGUUGAAUUUCGUGCGCUAUCCCUCUACAUUCGGCAUAAUCGUGCUAGGAUAGGAGAUUUGAGAAAUGGUGAUCCGGCGAUUGACGUCGAACUAUUGAAUAUGGAUGGUGAAUUUGUUUCUUUACUAUCUCAGCAUCACAGUCGACCUUUAUUAAUUAUUGCUGGUUCGUAUACCUGA